CAGCCUGCCUUCCGGUUUCCGCGCCGCCGCAGGUGCUCCUGUCGAGCGCCGAGCCGCCGAUGGAGAUGGCGUCCGCGGCUGUGUGAGAAACCGUGGAGGCCCAGAGCCUGGGCGGAGACCUGGACGGGCCGGCGAGCCCGCGGAAGCCCGACCGGGCUUCUCGUGUUCCAGAGAGGAAGCCCUGUCCAGGGCCAUGAUGCCACUUCCCCAUCAUCUGUGUGCUGCUGGGUUAAGCUAAUGCUGCGGGAGCCUUGUUCCUUGUGGAGGAAUCAGGCUGACUCUUGACAUGAGGCCCCUGCAUUGUGGGGGUUGAGAGGGAUACUCCCAUGGCUUCUCUGGAUGACCCAGGGGAAGUGCGGGAAGGCUUCCUCUGCCCUUUGUGCCUGAAGGACCUGCAAUCAUUCUAUCAGCUUCAGACACAUUAUGAGGAAGAACACUCCGGGGAAGACCAUGAUGUCAAAGGGCAAAUUAAAAGUCUUGUUCAGAAGGCUAAAAAAGCAAAGAACAGGCUGUUAAAACGAGAAGGAGAUGACCGAGCAGAGUCAGGGACCCAAGGAUAUGAGUCUUUCAGUUAUGGAGGGGUUGAUCCUUACAUGUGGGAACCCCAAGAGCUUGGUGCUGUGAGAAGCCAUCUUUCAGACUUUAAAAAACACCGAGCUGCCAGGAUUGACCACUAUGUUGUUGAAGUCAAUAAAUUAAUAAUCAGGUUGGAAAAGCUCACUGCAUUUGACAGAACGAAUGCCGAGUCAGCUAAGAUCCGAGCAAUAGAAAAGUCUGUGGUGCCUUGGGUCAACGACCAGGAUGUCCCUUUCUGUCCAGACUGUGGGAAUAAGUUUAGCAUCCGUAACCGCCGCCACCACUGCCGGCUCUGCGGGUCUAUAAUGUGCAAGAAAUGCAUGGAGCUCAUCAGCCUUCCCUUGGCAAAUAAGCUCACCAGUGCCAGCAAGGAUUCUCUGAGCUCCCAUACGAGCCCUAGCCAGUCACCCAACAGUGUCCAUGGCUCCCGCCGGGGCAGCAUCAGCAGUGUGAGCAGUGUGAGCUCCGUCCUGGAUGAGAAGGAUGAUGACCGGAUCCGCUGCUGUACCCAUUGCAAGGGCACGCUGCUCAAGAGAGAGCAGCAGAUUGACGAGAAGGAGCACAUCCCCGACAUUGUGAAGCUCUAUGAGAAACUACAGCUUUGCAUGGAGAAAGUUGACCAAAAAGCUCCCGAGUACAUCAGGAUGGCAGCAUCAUUAAAUGCUGGAGAGACAACCUACAGGCUGGAACAUGCCAAUGACCUUCGGGUAGAAGUGCAGAAAGUGUACGAGCUAAUAGACGCUUUAAGUAAGAAGAUCUUAACCUUAGGCUUGAACCAGGACCCUCCACCACAUCCAAACACUUUGCGGCUGCAGAGGAUGAUCAGAUACUCGGCUACACUUUUUGUGCAGGAAAAGUUGCUUGGUUUGAUGUCACUGCCAACCCAAGAACAGUUUGAGGAACUAAGGAAAAGGAAGGAAGAGAUGGAAAGGAAGAAGAUGCUAGAGAAACAGGUGAGUGAAGAAUCCCAGCGAAGGCUCGAGGAAAGGCGGAGUGACCUGCCAUCUCGUGCCAAUGGGGAGGUGGUGUACCUUCGAAGGGGCUCUGCCCCCUUGAGAAAGGCUGAGGGCUGGCUCCCCCUAUCGGGAGGUCAGGGGCAGAGUGAAGACCUGGACCCCCUCCUCCAGCAGAUCCACAACAUCACAUCAUUUAUAAAGCAGGCCAAGGCCGCAGGCCGGACAGAUGAAGUGCGCACCCUGCAGGAGAACCUGCGGCAGCUGCAGGAUGAGUACGACCAGCAGCAGACAGAGAAGGCCAUCGAGCUGUCCCGCCAGCAGGCCGAGGAGGAGGCCCUGCAGCGCGAACAGCUGCAGAUGCUGUGUGAACGGGAGUGGGAGCGAGAACGGGAGCAGUUCCAGGCGGCAUCCUGGCACACACGGACCCGGUCCCUGGACUUCCGAGAAAUCAGGCCUUUUCAGCUGGAGCCCAGCACGGAGCCGUGCACCCACCUUGCUCAUGCUUUGGAUCUGGGUUCUUCACCAGUUCAGAGCAGUGCAACUCCCAAGACCCCUUCACCCAGCUCUGCUCUUGAGCCUAUCAGAGUGCGGUCUGGGCCCCCAGCCCUUGGCCAGGAAUUCUUGCCCCCGAGCACCAUGUCACAGCAACGCGAGGUGUCCUCCCUAAAUCCCUUUGAAGAGGAAGACUCCGCUAGCCCUACAGCGGAGGGCUCUACCAGCCCUCGUGCUGCAGAGCCUUCCGGUGGCCCUCCAUCCCGCAUCCUCAAAGAGUACAAUCCUUUUGAGGAAGAGGAGGAAGAGGUGGCAGUGGCAGGGAAUCCCUUCACUAACUCAAACAGCCCAGCACCCAACCCCUUCAGUGAGGAGGAUGAGCGUCCUGUUCCUGGCAACCCCUUUGAGGAAGCCACCUGUACCAACCCCUUCGAGAUGGACAGUGACAGUGGGCCAGAGGGCGAGGAGCCCAUAGAGGAGGAGCUCCUCCUCCAGCAGAUCGAUAACAUCAAGGCGUACAUCUUUGAUGCCAAGCAGUGCGGUCGCCUGGAUGAGGUGGAGGUGCUGACAGAGAACCUGCGGGAACUGAAGUGUACCCUGGCCAAACAGAAGGGGGGCUCUGGCUGGCCACUGGGCAGGUAGAGCACCUUUGCGUCCAGGGGCCUGGCAGGAGCGGGUUGGUGGAAUUGAUGGGCAGGAGGCAGGAUGAGAAUUCAGAUGCAUACACGUUAGGGGAGGAAAUCUGCUAUUUCAUGCUGUGUACUUGGAGGUUUUUUCACUACAAUUGAAAAAUAAAUGGGAUCUAGAACAGGAAGAAUCAGCAUUCAUUUGCUGUUUUUCCUGGGCUUUUUUUUUUUUUUUAAAUUGGCUUUUCCCUUUAGAAGGGACUUAAAAUUUUCACUACUGAGAUAUAACUAAAUGCAUUUCUGUUGGGUCCUGGUGUGCACCUCGUGGGUCCAUUUGUCCUGUCUAGUCUUUGGUCAUUAUGAGUAUUAUAGGGCAGCCUUAUAGCGGGCCCUCCGUUAGCCAAGACUGACAAGGUGGAUUUCUUUAAACCGCACUCUCCUCUGGCAGAAGCCUGACCUCGUUAGGCUGUGGGUUCCUUUCCCUGGAUCUUCCUCUGCCCUGCUGGGUACAUCCUGCCUGUGCAAAGGAAGGGGUCAGGUAUGCUAGGAAGGGGCCAGUUUGGACCCAGGAGAUCCCAGCACUUUUUUUUUAAGAGGGUGAAGAGGAUGAGGUUGCACCAGAGUGUGUUUCCCUCUCAGUUUAAGUUCUCAUUGGUCUCUUUUAGGAAGUUAAACUCCCAGUGCUGAGGUAUCACUGUAGUCUGAUCAUGAGCUUUUUAGAAAAUAGAGUGGUUAACUUUUUGGUUGAUCAAGGUCGUAUUAUUUGGGGAAAGAGUCUCCAUGUAAAUGUUGUCUGUUCUCUCUGACUACUGGAACAAUUGUCUGACCCUGGAGAAACCUCCUUGAGCUUGGCAAAAUGACUUGUAGCUGGGAUUUUUUUAGAGGCCUUGUCUGUAAUGUAGGAAUGAGUGAUCAGGAGGCUUUCGUGGAACAUUGUCAGAUAGAAGCUUCCGUAAGUCAAAGGUAAAUCAAAAUAAUUUCCAAGGCUAGUUGAUCAGCCUUCUUCCCUUUUUGUUCAUCCUGUCCUGACCUGUGGCGCUGGUGAGAUUUUUCUUCCCAAUGUUUAGCAUUAAAAAACUGAAAUGUUUGAAGAAGCACAACCCAGGACCAUUCUAGUAACACGGCAGUUCUUGAACUCUUCACCAACUAAGGGCAAAAAGGGAAAUUGUUAAUUUAGCUCUGGUGCUUUGGAUUAUGGGAACAUAACCCUUAACUGACAUCUGACAUCAUGAUAUCCAAGUGUGCUCAGCUUUGGGUAGAGUUCCUGUAAUUACACUUGUUAAUUAAUGAACAAUAACUGACCACUAGUCACUUUAUACCCCUUAACUAACUCUGGGCCAUACUCUCACUGGUUACUGAUGUGAGAGCUAAACUUCAUUUUGUUACAUUCUGGGAAGACUCCUGUUGAUCUUGGAAAUGUUUGAAAAACAUUGUGGUAUAAAAAUAUUCUGUAUUUGUGUUGACACUAUUUACAUUUCUUUAGCACCUGCUGGAUCUUUGGGUUGAAUGAAAAGGGGGUGUAUAGGGAUGUGGGAAUGGGGAGUCAGUGGAAGGCUCUUUGCAUUUGGGUUCUGUUCACAAAGGAACAUGAGUGGUUACUAACGUCAGCCAGUACCAACCUUGCUGUAUGGUAGUUAUGGGAAGUUGGCAUUCAGGCAUUUAAAACGCUGCCUCAUACAGGCGUCAUUUCUCCCUUGAGGUCCAUGCCCUUCAUGCUGUAAUUCUGGAGGCUUCAUGGAUGGCUGUACGCUCCUCCCUGCUCACUCUGUCCUUUCUCUCUGACUGAAGGGGAGGAAGCUCUCUGCCAAAAAGCAGGUAGUUCCUAAAUGCUGCCAAAGCUGCUUGACAUCAUAAUUACUUUCCUUAUGAGAAUAUAUCUCUUUCAAUUAGCUGCUGGUUUCAAUUAAGACUAGUUUACUAAACAUACCCUUUCUUUGAAAUCAACCAUAGGUAGCAAUCUGUACGUAACUAAGCCUUGAGAACCACACAUAGGAAACAUUUUUCAAACAAACAAAAAAACCCGUACACAAACCCUCCUCCCUCCAAAACACUGAGUAUCCUAGAUCAAACUAAAACCCUCUGAUAUGAUUGAAUUCUUCUGUGGCCGUACUCUUCCACAAAUUCUUUAAUUUAAUCCUUCCAUGGCUCUCUUCUCCUAUGAUCAUAGACAUGAUAGCAGUUAGAAUUCGCUAUCGCUCAGCAGACCAUUUCCCAGAAUUCACACAGGCACACAGUUGGAUUUACAGAGGUGGGUUAACAUCGGAAAAGACGGCCUAUGAAUUAUAAUCACAACUUCGAGUUCUUGACUCAUGUGGGUAUUUCACCUCCUGCAGUCCUUCAUCAGAAAACGAGCAAGUUCUUGAUAUAGCAUUGGCAGAUCUCCCAAAAACAGAUCAUAUGUGGAAGAGACUUUGGCUUUUUCCUUUUAUGCCUUGUUUGUAUUUUUCCCUGUCUAAUACACUAAGGAUACUUAUUCAGUGUAUUUGCAACUCAAUGUGUUUUUGUUGUUCAGACACUAAAAUGUACCUGAGUCACCAUGAGCCAUGCGGUAGGUUGAACAUUUGCAUAGUUAGCUUGGGACUCAAAGUGAGAAGCCGGUCUCUACCAGGUUAGAGGCUGUGGUGGCAGAUUAUGCUGGUCAUCUGACAAUGAUGGAGACAUUGAUUUGCAUGCACUGGGGCCUGGUAUUGGAACCUUUUUAAAAAAAUAAAAUAACAAAUAUUA
Molecule: messenger RNA, 5374 nt
Organism: Myotis daubentonii (Daubenton's bat)
Lineage: Eukaryota; Metazoa; Chordata; Mammalia; Chiroptera; Vespertilionidae
Gene: RBSN
Product: rabenosyn, RAB effector
Molecular function (GO): metal ion binding
Source: RefSeq, a predicted model, not a curated record